GCGAGCGCGAGUAUCGACCGCCUACUUAUCCCAGCUAAAAAUCGGUUACUUUCACGUCCAGACGACUUCGUCCGUACACUGUACUGCAUUCAGUAGGACGGGAGAUGGCGUCCACCUCCAGUAGGAGUGAUCUGAUGGACGAAUACCACAGACUGGCGGCUGACACCCUCCUCGGUGCUGAGUCAAACAAGGUUGCCGUGGCAAUAUUGCAGGCUGCAGAGGGUGGUGAGUUACAGAGACUGGUGAAACUACUGACAGAACACAGGGACCUGGUGGAUGCUCGUCAUCCUGAUUCUGGGGAUACCCCUCUCAUUAGUGCUGCCAGGAGUGGACACAAAGAUGUAGUGGAUGUACUGCUGAGUUGUGGAGCAGAUGUAACUCUGGAGAACGACAGUGGAGACAGUGUGCUGGACGUGGCAGGAGACAGACUCCGCAGACAUAUCCUCAGGUCUAUCAGUCACGAGGAUCGCUCCAUGAGCAAUGCCAAGGCUCUGCUGAGGUCUGCAUGGCUGGGGGAUUCCGUCAGGCUCAGGAGAUGUCUGUCCGGGUCCCAUUACCUGGAUGUCAACAACAGGAACAGUGAUGGCCUAACACCUCUGCUACUAGUCACCAGAGAUGUCUCCUUCUUCAGUAAAGUUCAAACAGCCAUGGAGACAGAAUACAACCCUGUAGAGUGAUGUGAACCAGGCUGACAGUCAAGGUCAGGGUCCACUGCACCUCAUUGCUUCCUCUGGUCCAAGUAUCCACGCCACCAAGAUGGUCUCUCUUCUCCUCCAACAUGGAUCAGCCACCGAUGCUCUGUCCUCGUCCUCCCAGUCUGCUCUCCACGUGGCCUCGUCUCAUGGUCACAUGACAGUCAUUGUGGCACUGGUGGAGGAGGGAGGGGCUGACAUCAACCUCCAGACCUCACAGACUGGGGACACCCCUCUCAUCAUCUCUGUAGGUUCUCUACUGAGCAUAUAUUUGCAGAAAGAUGGUUUCCAACAAUAUUGGGCAUCAUACUUUAAACAAAGUGCUUCUUUUAAAGAUAGAUACAUGUACAUAUGAAGAAGAAAUAAGACCUAAUGUAUACUAUACUGCAGCAUUUCUGGAGUAUUGGCUUAGAGCGAGCCAGUCACUGUUGGUUUGGUUUAAAUGGUGAACCUCUGAAUAAGGGACACCUUGGGGACAUUGAAAGUGUCGUUACUCUGAGGAAUCCCUGAUUCAGAGGUAACAUUAAUGGACUCAAGUUCCUUCAGCUGCGCAAUCUCCAUUUAGCCAGCUAGAUAUAUAGGAGACCUUAAAUGCUCCAAUAUUUCACUCAGUGGUAUCUUUAUGUAGGUCCGUGGAGGUCACAAUGAGGCAGCUCGUUACCUCCUGAGUAUCAGUGGGGCCGGCUGACGAGUCCUCCCACUAUAAAUAUAAGGGACGAAAACCAUCUCUGGGGACUAUUUUCCCAGGGGUGGUUCCUGGCUUUUCCCCCUUUAUGUAAGUAUACAGAAAGAUAUAUACAAUUUUGAUUGCAGCUUCUACCUCUCCAUCAUCAUCAUCCUCCAUCAAAAAUGACUUACUUGUGACGUUACCAUGGUGAACGACAGUGGAGACUCGGCACUGACAGCGCCAACAGCCCCAGAAUGAAGAGGAUGAUAAAAGGGGCUAGAAACAAUCACUAGCCUCAGCAUUGAAGUUCUGUCCACCGGGGUAACAGCAGAGCUAAUGCUGAACCCAGCUGCCUCCACCCAAUUCAAUCACAUGAUGACAUACAAGGAGUGUGAUCGAUUGCACAUGCUUACGAGCCACUCGCGCAGCCAGCAGCGUCACCAUAACCUAUUUAGGUGCAAUCAAUUUACAUAUGUACGUCGUAUAUAUG
This is a messenger RNA of Geodia barretti, 1849 nucleotides long. NCBI's taxonomy places the organism in Eukaryota, Metazoa, Porifera, Demospongiae, Tetractinellida, Geodiidae. The record is from the annotation of a GenBank genome assembly.